ACUGAGGACUUGUAAAAAAACUAAAUUUAACGCGGACGUAGUCGCGGGCGGCUGAUAGGAUACAAUAUCAAACUAAUUGUUAGCGAGUUAUUUAUUCGAACCUCCUCUACACAACUCUAUAACCGCAUUCCCGUCGCACAACGCUGUCACCACAUUCCUUUGUUUUCGUCCACACACAACAAAUGACUUCUAUUAACAAACGUGGCAUAAUAAUGAUGAUUUGAAUCUUGUUUUUUUUUGAGUGCGUAUGCUGUUGGUCUCAGAUGACCUUUACAGCGUCACCGGGUUUGGGGACGUCGAGAUCUUUAUGGGACCUCAAGCCGAGAAUUGGCGAGUGCCUCUAGAGGUAUUCCAAGCGAAUGGCAUCUCCCCACGGGGUGAGUCUCCUCUCCGUGUGGAGCCUCUAGACCACUCGAACCUGAGGGGAUCGGCUCAACUAGAGGGCGUCUCUGAGACUCGGACCUCGGCUUUAGUUAGCCGUUGUCGUGGGGGGCGGGGAGGAACGCCCAGGUACGUACCUGUACCUGGUAUAGCGUGUCGUGUGUACCGUGUCUUCGCACUUUUAUCCUACGGGUGCGGUGUCUGCCUAAUGCUACGCUAGUCUGCCUAAUGCUAAGCUAGUGUGCAAUUAUAUCGAUAUCUGGUAAUUAAACGAUUGGCGAUAGUGAAAGACAUAGUGUUGUGAUUGUGAGAGGUCAAGUUGCAGUGAUUAAAUAACACGUGAUAAACAGAUUCACAUGCGUCGAUCGACCACAUUCGCUUAUUUACUAAACAUACAGUGUGAUAAAAAUUAAUUCAUAACAAACGCUUUUACAGAUCUGGGGAAUUACAAUUUAUAUGAUAACUGACUCUUUUCAUUUAUUAGUCUUGGUUAUCUAUACUAAUCCCACUCAAUCACGCAAAAACUAUGACAAGAAAUAUAUUAUGACCUGGAUUGGGACAUAUGAUACUUUUUAUCCCGGAAAAAUGUAAGUUUCCUGUGGGGGUUCUCAAAAAACCAAAGUUAACGCGGACGGAGUCCCGGGCGGCCGCUAGUAUUACAAAUGCGAAACUGUGUUUGUCUAUUACCUCGUCACGCUUAAACCGCUGAACCGAUUUAGAUAAAAUUUGAUAUACAGAUAGUUUGAGUGGCGGAAAAAGACAUCGGAUAGUUUUAGUCCUAGAAAUCAUCCUUCAAGGGUGUGGAAAGGGGGCAAAAGUUUGUAUGGGAAAUUAAUAUUUCAACGUAGAUGAAGUCGCGGACACCCACUAGUCUAAUAUAAACAAGUCACAAGGAACGUAUUGUUAUAAAAAUUAUGUCUUUAUGCGUUUCGCAUUGUCACAUUAAUAUUUACGGCCUGACUCGGAGAUUUCAAUUAAAUGCUAGUCAAAAAUUGUUGACUUGUCUUAAGCUAUAGCUAGUCAAGACAAGCCAAGCAAUAAAUCGUAGAAGAAGUGAGAUAAUUUACAAAAAUAAAUAUGUAGAAUUUUUGAAUGGGCUCGUUACCGUUUCUAGUAAUAUGUUAUAAAAUUUAAAUAGUUUAGAAUAAGAACUUAAUUUUGACAGAUUAUAUGCACUAAGUAAUUUUCUAUGUACCUUUCCACUAACAGGCUUUUAACCAAUAAUGUAUAUUAUACGUAAUAGCUUUUAACGCUUUGUUUUAAUUUCUUCUGGAGUGGUCGAGUGAAUAUACACUUAAACUUUUACUUUAUGUACGUAACACAUCAAAAAAACACUCCUUCACGUAUUUAUUUCAUAUAUUUUCACACACAAAAAACAUUAAAUAAAAAAAAUUUUAAACGAGAAAAUGUGCAUUCUCAUGAACACGGAACCUGUAACCAGUAAAAGGUUAAUAUGUAAAAAUAUUAAAAAAUCACACUAAAACUGGUUAUAAUAUUUUAAAAAGUGUUUUAUUUACUCUCUCUCAGUCUCAGUCUCAUAAUAGUCAAAUAAUUUUAAAAGAACAGAUUAAUUAUUAGAGUUUACUCCUUAAGAAUCGAUUUACAUAUAUAAGGGGCCCGGUAUGAGAAAAAUGUGAGGAGUAAAAUCUAUCGAUGAAUGACCUCGUUACGUUUUUGGUGCGCAUCCUAUGUCGCGCAACUUUGACAAACAAAGAUGACGCAUUGACAUUAAUAUUUUUUUUUAAAUCUGAACUGAAUUUAGAUAUUGUUUCUGAUAGAGCAAUGGGGACAACGAGGUAUGGUACAACCAUUGAUGUGGUAUUUUCAAGAUUCGUAAACCACGUAUCUACGAACGCCCAUGUGUCUUAUUUUAGUUACCAUAAACCACUUGUCACUGUAAUUAAUAAUGCAGACAAUGUUGAUUUAAUUAAUAUUUAAAAAAAUGAUAAUAGUCUGAUAAUAAUAAUUACAUUAUUUAUCAACAUUCCUAAUGAUAUAUUUGUGAGAUGUGCAUACAUCUGAAAUUGACUAUUGUAAAAAGUUUAAUGUAAAAUAUUUCGUCGAUUAGUUAUAAUAAAUGUAUAUGAAAUGACUAAAUAUAUAUUUAUAUAUGAAUAUUAUUUUCAUUAAUUUGUUAAUUUACCCUUUCAUACAGUAUCAAUCUUUUUUAAUUAAAUAAACACUUUUUGCGUCUGGUUAGACUAUCGAACUUAAGGAGUAAACGCCAGUCGUGCGUCGGAGCUGACACACAUAUUUUUUUUUUACUAAACAGGUUGUAUAUAACUUUCAUAUCUUGAUUUGUCGUCGUCCCUAUAAAGACCGGAAAAGACAAACAAUACAUAACAAAGCGUAUUGAUAGAAGCAUAAUGACCUCCACAAUGUUAAAUAUAAUAAAUUAAAUAUAUAUAUUAGUUUACAUGUCAAUAUAACUAGCGUUCACUUCAUACGCAAUGCUUUAGUAUCUACUGCAUAGCUGAAUCGAUAAAAAGUGAUGGGAUCCAGAAAAAAUUCAGCUGUUACCAUAGCUGCAGCAUUUCUACUGAUAACAUGUUCCGCCACGGACAACAACCAAGUUCACGGUGACACAUGCAGCAGGCUUGCUUCAUGUUCCUCUUGUCUUGAGAAGAGUUACUGUUCGUGGUGUGUUACUAAGAGCAAGUGCACCAAACAAGCAUGCGGGAACGAUAACGUGAUAUACCCCAAAAGAGUGAAAGCUCUAAUGUCAGGCCCUGAGUUUUGCCCCAGAGCCGUCAUGCCCGAGAACGUAUUGGUAUUCGAAAGUGGUAAGAGGCAAAUAAUUACUGUGAAGAUCACCCAGAUCUAUUUGUAUAUGGCAUUCACCCAAUGGCGAUGCAAAAUAAGUUUAAAAGGAAGGGAAACUAUAGUACAUGCACUGCUUUUGGCUGACGAGGUUUACUGUGACUCGGCAGAACUGAUUAAUGAUACUGACAAUGCAUACAUAGACGGCAACAUCGAAAUAAUGUGGGACCACAACAAGACAUUUGAUGGUAUAACGUUUUUUAAAGUGUGUAGAUGUGAUAUCGAUCCUAGUUGUAUUGCUUGUAGCAAAUCAUAAAAAGAAACCCGAACUGAUAAGUUUGUUUUUGUUUAUACUGUGCCUGAUUGUCUCACGAUUCGCUAACCAUAUUAAUGUUCUGAGCCCAAAACAAAAUUUAACAGC
This is a messenger RNA of Chilo suppressalis (striped riceborer), 3562 nucleotides long. Lineage: Eukaryota; Metazoa; Arthropoda; Insecta; Lepidoptera; Crambidae. The record is from the annotation of a GenBank genome assembly.